GGCGAGGGAGGGCGCACGGCAAGGGGGGGGGAGGGGAAGACGCGCGGGGGCAACAAAGCCCGCAAGGAGGGAAGAGGAGGGCGGGAGGAAGGAGAGGGGGGAAGGGGGCAGGGGAGGAAGAAAAGACGGGGGAAAGAAAGAGAGAGCAGGAGGGGGAGGAGAACGGGGAGAGGGAAGGAAAAAAGAGGGCACAAAAAAGAGAAGAGACAAGGGAGGGAAGAGAAGCAAGGGAGGAAGGGGAAGGGAAAGAAGGGGACAGGGGAGAAAGAGAAAGACAAGAGAACGAAGAAAAGGAGGGCGCGGAAGGAAGGGAGGGAGAAGGAAGAAGGGGGGGAAGAAAGACAGGGGAGGGACAAGGGAGCGAAGAGAAGCAAGGGAGGAAGGGGAAGGGAAAGAAGGGGAGAGGGGAGAAAAAGAAAGACAAGAGAACGAAGGAAAGGAGGGCGCGGAGGGAAGGGAGGGAGAAGGAAGAAGGGGGGGAAGAAAGACAGGGGAGACACAGAAGGCGAAAGGAAAGAAAGGCAGAGGGAGGAGGGGGGGGGAGCGACGAAAGGAGGAGGGAAGGGAAGAAGAGGAAAAGAGAGGACGAAGGAGGCCAACGGGGAGGGGGAGGAGGGGCGAACCGAAGACCGGGCGGAGGGAAAGCAAGGAGGAAGGGAACGGGGAACGAACAGAAAGGAACGGAAAAGAGAAGAGGGAACGGAAAAGGGAACGGAGAAGCAGAGGCAGGAAGGAGAAAGGAGGAAAGCGGAAGGAAAAAAGGAAAAGCGGAGCAAGCGGAGCCAGGCAGAGAGAAGGGAAGGGGGAAGGGGCGGAGGGAAAGAGGGAAGGCGGCGCCCAAAGGGGGAGGCCCCGACCCCAAGGGCCCCCCACACGCGGACCCCGACAGAGCAGGGGAGGAAGGGGGAAAGCACGGGGACGCAAGGGGGCAGCAGACAGGACCAAAGGCCGGGGCGAACAAGGAAGCGGCCCACGGGGGACAGAAGGCCCGCACGGCCGCGCGCCGAGGGGCAAACCGGGGGCGCGGCGCCCAAAGACGGCCCACGAAACCAGGGAGCGAAGCCCGGGCGGGGGAAAGAGGGAAGGCGAAGGGGACAAAGGCAAGAGAAGAGAGGCAAGAGGGAGGAGAAGGGGCAAGAAAAGAAGGGGAGAGGGAGGGGGGAAACCAAAGACGGGACAGAAGGGAGAACAAAGAAAAAGGAGGGCAGAAAAGAGGAAAGAGAGACGAAGAGGGGGGAGGAGAGGGCGACAGGAGGAGGGGGGGGAAGGGCGAGGAAGACGGGAAGAGGAGAAGGAGAGGAAGGGGGGAAGGAGAAGGCGAGAGGAGACGGGAAGAGGAGAAGGAGACGAACGGGGAAGGAACGGGAGGGAACGGAAAAAGGGAAAGGGAGAAGCAGAGAAGGAAGGAGAAAGGAGAAAAACGGGAAAAAAAAAGGAAAACCGGAACAAGGGGAACCAGGCAGGGGAGGGAAGAAGGGGGCGGGCAGGGGGCGACCCAAGGGGAAGAAGGAAAGAAAGGCGGGGGGCAAAGCCGCGAAGAGAAGCCGCGAACGGCGGAGGGCAAACAAGGACAGGGCAAGGGAGGGCGCACGGCAAGGGGGGGGGGAGGGGAAGACGCGCGGGGGCACAAAAGCGCGCAAGGAGGGAAGAGGGGGGCGGAGGAAGGAGAGAGGGGGAAGGGGGGCAGGGGAGGAAGAAAAGACGGGGGAAAGAAAGAGAGAGCAGGAGGGGGGAGGAGAACGGGGAGAGGGAAGGAGAAAAAGAGGGCACAAAAAAGAGAAGAGACAAGGGAGGGAAGAGAAGCAAGGGAGGAAGGGGAAGGGAAAAAGGGGACAGGGGAGAAAAGAAAGACAAGAGAACGAAGGAAAAGAGGGCGCGGAAGGAAGGGAGGAGAAGGAAGAAGGGGGGGCACGGAAGGAAGACAGGGGAAGGACAAGGAGCGAAGAGAAGCAAGGAAGAAAGGGGAAGAGAAAGAAGGGGAGAGGGGAGAAAAAGAAAGACAAGAGAACGAAGACAAGGAGGGCGCGGAGGGAAGGAGGGAGAAGGAAGAAGGGGGGGGGGAAGAAAGGCAGGGGGACACAGAAGGCGAAAGGAAAGAAAGGCAGAGCGAGAAGGGGGGGGGAGCGACGAAAGGAGGAGGAGAGAAGGGAAGAAGAGGAAAAGAGAGGACGAAGGAGGCCAACGGGGAGGGGGAGGAGGGGCGAAACCGAAGACCGGGGGGGGGGGGAGGGAAAAGCAAGGAGGAAGGGAACGGGGAACGAACGGCAAGGCGGAAAAGGGGAACGGAAGGAGGAACGGGGGGGGGGAGGGGAGGAAAGGGGAGGGGGAAAGGGAAAGCGGAGCAAGCGGGAAGCAAGCGGAGCCAGGCAGGGGAGGAAAAUCAGUGGUAG
Molecule: messenger RNA, 2390 nt
Organism: Ipomoea nil (Japanese morning glory)
Lineage: Eukaryota; Viridiplantae; Streptophyta; Magnoliopsida; Solanales; Convolvulaceae
Product: spore wall protein 2-like
Exons: 2
Source: RefSeq, a predicted model, not a curated record